UCGAACAAUUUGUUCGCGCAAUUUUUGUUAUUGUCCUAUUGCUAUCAGCUGUAGUGAAUUUACCUCGAUUUUUUUUUUUAGUAAUUAAUACAUAUAAAAGUUAUGAAUACCGGUCUCAAAAUUUUUAAAUGCUUAAGAUAUGAAAUAUCCAAGCAACUCGUGCGAAACACUUGCAAAAUAGCUGUAGAGGUGGAUCCGAACCUGAUUGAAAGGUUGGAAAGCUGUGACGUUAAGCCAAGAAACCAUCCCGGUAUUUCGAAGCUAGGAAGAAUUGAGCUGCCCUCAAGUUUGCGUCAUGCUUUGGAAAAGGCCAUUGGAGAUCAUCCAGUUAAAUCUAUGUUUAAGGAUUGUAAACAGCUUGACCAAUAUAUUAAUUCCCGGCAUCCACCUAUUGAACAAGAAGAGAUCAAUACGAAAAUGAGGUCCAUUAUGGAAGAAGUUGAUCGUCGUAUGCCCCCGGAACAAUUAUCUUUGCUGGGAGAGGAAAAGGGUGUUAAAUGGAGAAAAAAGCGUGAGAAUUUGAUAAAACGAUUAAUCGCCCAACGCAAUUAUGCUUGGAAGCCGAUAGAGUAUGGUUCAUACGAGGCGUUGGUUUACGCUAUUGGACGCGGGGCAAAGGAGUAUGCUGUAUUAAUAAGUAUUUUGAAUGAAAUACGGGUACGAGAUGGUGCAUUUCAUCCAAGAAGUUUCUUCGAUUUUGGUUCGGGUGUUGGCACUGGCAUGUGGGCUGCUAGUAAUUUUUGGAAAGAUUCUAUAUUUGAAUACUACAAUGUAGACAGUUCCAGAAGUAUGAAUGAUUUGUCCGAAUUAAUAUUACGCGAAGGCAACGAAAAUCAACAAAUGUCAUUGCGUAAUGUUUUUUACAGGCAAUUUUUACCUGCAAUGGAGACUGCCUAUGAUUUAGUUGUAUUAUCCUAUACCCUUUUUGAGUUACCAAGUACAGAGAGUCGAAAAGGCGUUUUACUCAACUUAUGGAAAAAAUGCAAUGGUUAUUUUGUUAUUGUUGACGAAGGAACUCGCCGCGGAAGUGAAUUAGUGAAUGAAGCACGGGAUUUUAUAUUGAACAUACAGAGUGAGGAACUUAAAGGUUCUGUGUUUUCGCCGUGCCCACACAACCUAACCUGCCCGCGUCUAGCUAAUGCUAUCGAUCGAACGCCGUGUAACUUUGAACUUGGUUAUGUACCUCUACACUUGGGUGGUGUAAAAGAUGAUCGUCAGACUACCCGUUACAGUUAUGUUGUGUUAAAGAAAGGAGAGAUUUCAGAUGCAACACGUAAUUGGCCGAGGUUAGUUCGGCCAACAUUGCAGCGUUCCAAACACAUAGUUUGUAGAAUGUGCACGGAGGACGCUAAACUGCAGGAAGUCAUUUUCACACAAUCCAAACAUGGGAGAAACGCUUAUCGGUGCGCAAAAGCGAGUGAUUGGGGUGACAGAUUGCCAAUUAAACUGGGUGCCGAGCUGCCAACAAUAAGAAAAACAUUUAGAAAAAAUAUAGUCAAAAGUGAAAAGGAAGAUUUGUAACUAUCUAUAUGUGUCACUAACAAAUAAAAAAAGUUAAAAGGA
Messenger RNA from Ceratitis capitata (Mediterranean fruit fly), 1563 nucleotides. RefSeq names its product methyltransferase-like protein 17, mitochondrial. Gene Ontology annotation, biological process: translation. The record is from RefSeq and is a predicted model, not a curated record. Gene Ontology annotation, molecular function: structural constituent of ribosome; methyltransferase activity. Gene Ontology annotation, cellular component: mitochondrial small ribosomal subunit. The transcript has 4 exons. NCBI's taxonomy places the organism in Eukaryota, Metazoa, Arthropoda, Insecta, Diptera, Tephritidae. Bases 103 to 1521 code for a protein of 472 amino acids.